AUGGCUCUCACCGUGAGCAGCGGUGGCGGAGGAGCUACGAUCCGCUGCACCGACCUCACCGAAUCUUCUCGUAUUCCAUUUUCCACGCCCAGACUCGUAAACUUCACAUAUCCGUCGAGAACCCGUCUCAACGUAGUCUCUGCCGCCAAAAAAACCUCCUCCUCAACCGGCCGGUUCGACAGCAAGAAGCGUCGGAGCCUCGUCCCGACGAAGGAGCAGUCGGAAGAGCAAAACGGUGGGUACGACGACGAGAAACCGCCGUCUCAGACCGAAUUCACAGACGAAGAUGGAGGAGAUAGGACUGUGGUGAAUACUCGUUUCAGAGGCGAUCCCGCAGACGCGCCGAAGUUCGCGAUUAAGGAUCUUCCUGGGCUUGAACCUGAUCCAUUCGAAGGUCCUCAGUUUGAUGGUCUAGGGUUCUUCGUUCAGUACUUGUGGGCUUUCGGAAUCCUUUUCGCGCUAAUCUCCGGCGGGAUUGCGGCGGGGACGUACAACGAAGGAGCGACGGAUUUCAAGGAGACGCCGGUGUAUAAAGAGGCGAUCCAAUCUCGUGACCUUCUAGACGAAGCAGAGAGUUCGAGCUCGGAAGAUGUGUUCGAGUCCAACCCAACAGAAGUCGCGCCUAGUUUGGAAUAG
Messenger RNA from Microthlaspi erraticum, 636 nucleotides. The record is from the annotation of a GenBank genome assembly. Lineage: Eukaryota; Viridiplantae; Streptophyta; Magnoliopsida; Brassicales; Brassicaceae.